Molecule: messenger RNA, 8507 nt
Organism: Nasonia vitripennis (jewel wasp)
Lineage: Eukaryota; Metazoa; Arthropoda; Insecta; Hymenoptera; Pteromalidae
Product: histone H3.3A
Exons: 3
Coding region: 6638-7048 (136 amino acids)
Cellular component (GO): nucleosome
Molecular function (GO): structural constituent of chromatin; protein heterodimerization activity; DNA binding
Source: RefSeq, a predicted model, not a curated record
AAAUGUAUAUUACUAGUUAUUUUGGUGUUAGGCUACCAAACUGCUUUAUUUUUUAUAUUUCUAACCGAUUAAAAGUUUUUACAACUUAAAGUGAACAAAAGUGUGACAUCACUAAGAAUUUUCUAUUAUGUAUAUGAUACAUACAUAAUUUAUUAAAAGUCAAUGUUUUUUACCUCAUCAGGUAGAUUGCAGCAUAGAUAUAGUAUUAAUUUCAUAGAUUUAUAAUGCAGAGUAUUCAAAUGAGCAAAUCAUGCUCAAUAAAAAUUAUUAUAAUGUUGUUUAUUCACAUGUCUAUUGCAGAAUUGCAGCAUAGAAUCUAAUAUAUGAAGGUGUGAAAGAGACAUUCAAUAUAUUAUUAAACGGUAUAUUUUUUUAUGUAUUUUGAUGAUGUUUCUUAAGACCUAAUCAAUCGUACUAUUUGGAUAAAGAGCUUUUUAUUCAUUAUGAUAAAUUAUUCAAAAACGAGAAUUGUAUAUACUUUUAAUAAUUAAACUCAGUAUAUUUUUUAUAUAGGAUCUUUUUAAAAGCUUUAUUAUUUGAGAUAUUAGUAAAGGCAAGAUGGAUUAAUAACCUGUUAUUUUAAUAAAUAUUUCAGAUUUAAUAUGUUUUUGAUCAAUUUAUUAAGGUAACAUAAAAAUUGUACAUAUGAAAAUUCAAAUUUUUAGUUCAUUGCCAUGUAUCAAUUGAAUUUUGGUAUAAUUAAUGUGAAGAACGAAAGUACUUAAAACUAGUAAUGAUAAUAAUAAUAAAAAUUAAGAAAUUAAGAUUUUAAAAUUACUAAUAUGAAAAAUUGAAAUACUAAACUUGAUGUUCCAUCUUGUCUUAUGAUAGCUUUUUGUUGAUAAUGAGAUAUUGGGUAAGUUGAUAGAUGCUCUUUAAAAAAAACCCUUUUCAAAAAUAAUUUAAAUUUUAUUAUGAAAUAUAAGUGAUGUAAUGCCUCUAUGUAGUAGUAGUAGUAUUAGUUGUGAAAGUUUAGGUGACUUAUGAAGAACUAGAAUUUUUCAAAUAAAUAAAUAUUUAUAUUUACAUUUAUAGUAUCUAUUUUUAAUGUAUUUUUCAUGACUUGACGUUGACAUUGAUCCUGUGUGUUAGCAUCAAAAUAUAUUAAAAAUCUCAAGUGCAUUUGUUGGUUAAAAAUUGCUAAGUAUAUGAUGAAAUGACUAAUAAUAUUUGAAUUAAGAUAACAUAUUAUAAAUUAUAUUCAAAAUAUAAAAAAUAGUUUAGAUAGGAGAUCAUUAUCAAAUUUUUACUUCGUACCUAUAUAGGAAUUAUAAAAAUGUUACAAUAUCCAAUUUUUUAAAGACUAUUAUUUAAAUUUUAAUAACAUUUAUAUUAAAAAGUUUUGAAACAUUACAAUAUAAUCUAGCUAGUGACUACAGCAAAUCAUAGCAGAAAAAUAUUAUAGCAUACACAUUUUUUUCAAUGUUAGGUAGGUUAUUUUACAUACUUUUUACAUGAGAUGAAUACAAAGACGAUUUACUUGAUUGAUUAUUUCAUAAAUCUAUAUGAAUUCACAAGAGUACUGUACAAUCUAUGUAAUUGUUGAAUUUUCUUCCAUGUCUUUAAUAAUUGCUUCUGUGUAGAAUCUUAUCACUACAUCCUGUAUCAAAUGUGAGGCCAAAAAAGAGUGUUUUAUUUAAUCUUUUUUUAACCACAGUUUAUAAAAAUAUUAUAAAUGCGUUGAAGUGAAGUAGAGUGAAAAAUAAUCAUCAUUACUUUAUAAUACAAAUGGUCGAUUUUUCACAAAAUGUAUUGAUUAAUUUAAGCUGUAUCUUUAUAGUCUACUUUGUAUUUUAUUGACUGAAAACUCAAAAAAUUGGUUUUAUGUUCAAUAAAGCACAAGACCAUGUGUAUUAUAGACUGUAUAUCUAGGCUUUAACCAAUCUAGCGCUAUCACAAUAUGUAUUUUAUUAUUUUUUAUAUGUUGGAACUUUUUUGAAAGAAACUUUUUUAAAGCAUCUAGACCAAAAAAUUAUUCCUAAUGCUUUAACAAUAAUAUUCAUUCAAUUUAAACAUUGAUUGAAAAGUUUAAAAUACCAUUCUAACAUAAGGUUACAGUUGUCUGUUCUCCAGAUGGUAAUAUUAAAAGAUUACUGUAUUUUCGUACAUGAUUUGAAUUCUUACCUCUAGUGGUUUAUUAUAUUUUUUUUUUCACUAAUCGCAUCCAUGUCUGUGAGAUAAAUUCUGGCCUAAGGAAUAUUUACAAGAACAUAGGACUGUAACAAUAAAACAAUACGAAUUGAAAAAACGAAUAUCUAAAUGAUUAGAUUAUAUAGGAAAUAUAUCAAUGAUUGUGCUAUGUUACAUUAUUUCAUCCAUCAAUAAUAUUGUAUAUGACUUUUCAUAUUAUGCUGAUUAUAAAAUUAAAUUAUUGUAUAAGAUGUUUAGAUAAAAAAAAUUAAUAGGUUAAUAGGAGUAACAAAGUAAACAAUUAGCCUUUAUAAAUAAUUAAUUUAAUGAUGAAUAACAGGCAUUUGAAUAUUUAUAAUAAAAAUUGUCCCAUUCGCUAGAUUUUCACAAAUUUUUACUGAGAUACAAAAUAACUACCAAAUGUUUACAAGACUUGCUGAAUUUCGUACAAAUGUCGAUUUGCCAAUCUAACUUUUGUAACUUCACUAUCAAAGUCUAGAUUUUUAAUUCGAGAAACUUCAUUAUUUUACAUCAAAUAUUGACAACAGUUUAAUUACGAUCUGGGACAAUCUAAUGAAAUAACAAAUAUAUAUAAGUAAUAAUAAAUAAAUAUAUAUAUAUAUUUUUUUUUGACAACGCUUGCAACAAUAGAAAUACAAAUAACAAAGAUGUUGGAAAACAACGUACGUUUAAUGUUUCAUUUCUCGAUUCGUAGACUGUACUAAAGACGAAAAUGCAAUAUUUAAAAACGAAAUUGUCGAUGAAAUCUGUGCAUUUGAUGCCGGAGAGCAGCAAUUUCGCGUACUUUUAAUGCAAAAAGAAAGUUAUAUUCCUUUACUCAGGCUCAACCGAGUGUUCCACAGCAACAAAUCGUCAAAACGAGCUUUGACAUUGCAGGAUAAAAAUACAAGUAUAAUCUGAAUGUUUUAAUCGAUACGAAUUGCACAAUUAAACUGACCAAAUUUUUUACUUAAAAAAUUACGUCAAGAUGUAUCCAUACGUAUUAACGAAAAGCGCUGUGCACCUCGAGUGUCAAUUGCAAAUGCACUUAUACUUGUUAUUGAGAAUAAAAAUGAUGCGUCGAAUGUAAUGUCAUGAGUAUUACGUAGCAUCUACGAUGAAUAAAUAUGUUCAACUUGCAACUGCUAUUGUGAAAGCAGAUUUAAUAAAUCGAGCUUGAGAUUUAAAACAAAUGUACAGGCGACAGAUGACAGUUAAUAUUUGUAUUGGUAAUACUACUGAAUAUAAUAGUAUAUCUUUCACGAGGAAAAAAACAAUAUGUUUAUCAGGGACCGAAUUGUGGAAAAGUCACUAUGCCAACAACCAAGUAUAUCUCACUAAAUUAACAUUUCGAAAAAUUUCGAGUGUCCUUCGGACUAUAAAAGAAGUAUUUAAAGGCGCAAUUUCUACAAGACGACUGAACUUUGAAAAAAAUGCAAUAUUAAUCAAUGAAAUGAAAUAUUUUUAAUAAGAGAAUUACAAAGAAAUGCUAAUAUCUGGUGUAAUCUACACUUUAGCCAAACGUAAGCAACAAAAAGAAACAGCGAUUAUAAAUUGUAACAUAGUGCCAUUUGUGAGAGCAAUUAAAGCACAUCAACUAUAUAAUUAUAUAGACGGAUAUUUUGCAGCAAUAUGACGUAUACACGUGUGAUUAUAACGAAUCAUCUCGUUUCGCUCCGCUGAGAUUUUCGCACCUUUUCGACGAGAUGAAGGUAUUAGUCGUUGUGAAAUUGUAAUGUUUGAAUUUGUAUAGGAAUCAAAUAACUAUUAAGAUUUGUGAAAUUCAAUGAUAAUGUUCGACUACUUUUGCUGUGUAUAUAACAUACGUAUGUGCAUUGAUAAAAAUUUGCGCGUCUUCCUGAAAACACAAUCUUCAUAAUAAGCGUAGCCUAAACGGGACAAAAAGUUACACGCACGCUAUAUGAGGAUAGAUGAAAAUCAAUAAUGUAAACUGCAUAUGUACGGGUAACUACAGACAACAAACACGAAUGUGUGUACAAGUUUGUUCUGACACGAUCUUUCAAGCUCUAUGUGAAUUUUUGUGAACGAAAUAUAAUAUGAUAGAUUUUGUCGUAAGUUGUGAGCCGUGUGCAUAAUACGCGCUUUAUAUCAGUAAAGCAUUGCAAAGAUCGACAAGUGUAGCCUUGAUCUGUCACGAAAGAAAUACAAUGGAUAGAAAAAGUCGGAGGGCGGUUUUGGCAGGUCCAACUUUAUCUUUUGUAAAAAAGUCAACUGCAACUUGGAAGGCAAGCGUAGAACGAUCGCCAAGCGAACUCUGCGAAUCGCUCGAAAAGAAAAAAAGCAACUUGCGCAAAACUGAUGUCAGUAGAAUCUAGUCAAGUGUACGAUGGAAAAAAAAUAGAUCCAUAUUUAUAAUCAACGUUUUAUUCUUUUUUUCGUGCUUCGUAUUGUUGUUGCUGACGAUCAGUCUCGCUUGUCGGAAUAAAUAAAUGAUCAUGUUCUUCGAUAAAAUACAAAGCAAUGACACAAAGGGCUAUUAUGCAAGUUGCAUUUCCGAAUUGUUCUCGAAUGCUGAUUGAUCAGCGAAGAGGCACGUGGCGACGUUCACUCUGUUCUACUCAUGCGCAUAAUUAUAUACCAUACUAUAUAGAGUUUUGUAAGACUUAUUUUCUGGAAUCCUGAUUUUUUGAAAGAAAACUUCCGACUAAAAAGCAAAUAAAUAUUGUAAUGUGCUAAUUGAAUAAGAAAGUUGAUAUUACUGUUGCGUGAAAAAUCUCAAGGAUCUCGAAGGGGCGAUUGAAACCUCGACAAAAUGUAUAUCUCUGUAAGACUGUAUACGAGCGAUGUCUCAAAAGUUACUCUAUAUACUCUUUAGAAACAAAUGAACUUUUCGAUUGACUAUAAUAUAUUUGCCGACUCUAAUACUGUCUUCGUAAUAUAGUAUAUUUUGUGUAAAGUCAUUGACACGUAACUUUCGAUACUGUGCACAAUCUCUAUGCUACAUCUCUCUAUAGAUAACGUUGUACGUAAAAUUUUGCGAUUUUUCGAUUGUGUUUUUCCUCUGAUGUAAUGAUGAAAAAAAAAGUAAUAAAUAUGUGAUGCAGUGUACAAAUAGAAAGUGUUGGGCGUGCAGCGUGACUAUAUGAUAUAUAUUGUGUAACUUGGAACCUCUUGUGCAUGUAAUUUUACGAAUUCGACAGAGAUGAGUACCAAAAUGAAAAAAGUAAAUAAAAGAAACUGAUAUAGGUAGAUACUGCAUGUUCGAGAAAUAGCAAAAGUGUAUUACAUCCGAACAAAGUUAUGAACGCGAACGACGACAAAAAUUAUUGUGAAAAAAUAAUCUGUAUACUUGGGGGGCGAGAGACGUGCCUACCUUUUAUCAAGCCAAGUAUAUACUAUUAAUAUAUUGUAAUAAAUAAAUGAACGACUCGAGAAAUUCUAAUAAUAAAAAUGCCAGUACAAAUUGAAUAUUAUAAGCGCGGGCGAGAGAUAAAGGAAUAUGCGUGUGAAUAAGAAUAAUUCCAACAAAUUAUUACGAAUCUUUAUUUUUGGCAAUACUUAAAGUAACGGUCAACAGGUGAAUGAGAGAAAUGAUGAUGAAAUAAGGACGAUGGGAUAACGUGACACAUAGACCAUAAUAUUAUAAAAGACAAAAAACUAUAAGCGAAUAUGAAAAUUUAGUUGUAAAUAUUUUUUUAUUAAUCGGGGGCGCGCGCGAUCUUGAAAAAUCGCGCGGGUCCUCGCGCAUACAAUAAUUACACAUAUAUAUAUAUAUAUAUAUUAUAUACUUUACGACGUAAAUAAUUCGUAGAACGAAUUUUCAUUACUGCUUCUUAUGCUAUUAAAUAUAUAAACUAGGUAGUGUAUUAAACAAUUGAAUGAAUUAGAGAUUGUAAAAGAAUAAAAAUAAAUAAAUAAAACAAAAAUAUAUUAAACUCUCGAUUACGAAUCCUAAUUUCAAUGUCCUUCGAAGUGUGAUCGUUGCACACAUAACGUCAUCGCUCUAUUUCGUAAUUUCGAUGAUUCAUCGAACGAACGCACAGAAAAUGCAAUUCCCCGAACAAUCGCUAGACAAGUAUGAACACGAAUAGUAUACACAAUUCACAUCUUCCUCCCCCACUUUACCGAAAUAAUAAAUCCCCCCCACAUGGAGGGCAAAAACAAAAAUACAGUCCUCCGCGCAUGCGCAUCGGUCUUCUGCUCCGUUUCUCCAUCAUCAUCAGAUUCCACCGCAUCUAUAUACGCGCGGGCUUUCUUUUCCACGCGCAACUGACAAAGCCCGCGCGGCAUCGGUUCUAGUUUGUUUCGUCGGUGGCAGCACCAAUCCCCUCCCCCCACCCUUUCAGCGCCGAAAACGCGCUCACGAUACGACGAGAGGCGAGAGCAGAAACGAGCGGCGCUGGCGGUAGUUGAUCUUCGUCCCUCUUGGCUGACGCAAGUGUCGUUUCUCCCGCAAAGGAAAGCAGUGAACUAGAAGCAGCGCUCUAUUGCCGCACUAUAAACUCCAAGAAAGAAUCAACAGCUUUUUUCUCAUCUACAAGCAGAAAUGGCUCGUACCAAGCAGACAGCCCGUAAGUCGACGGGAGGAAAGGCGCCCAGGAAGCAGCUGGCCACCAAGGCAGCGCGUAAGAGCGCGCCUUCGACCGGAGGAGUCAAGAAACCUCAUCGUUACAGGCCCGGUACCGUAGCCCUUCGUGAGAUCAGAAGAUACCAAAAGUCCACCGAGUUGCUGAUCAGGAAGUUGCCCUUCCAGCGUCUGGUUCGUGAAAUCGCGCAGGACUUCAAGACCGAUCUGCGUUUCCAGAGCGCAGCCAUCGGCGCUCUGCAGGAAGCCUCCGAGGCCUACCUGGUCGGUCUCUUCGAAGACACGAACUUGUGCGCCAUCCACGCCAAGCGAGUCACCAUUAUGCCCAAGGACAUCCAGCUGGCCCGGCGAAUUCGUGGAGAGCGCGCUUAAGUUGAUCGCGACGAUGAUAAGUUAUUAUACGACUUCGGCGUUAUGCUUUCCAUUUCACCUUGUUUUCAUACAUUCAAGCAUUAUUAUUAUUUUUAUUUUUACUAUUAUAUUAUUAUUAUUACUAGCUCAAGAGGUUAUUAGAAGCAUUUUAGUUCUUGGUUCUUCUCGUGUCUUAAAGAUUUAUUGCGAUUCUCACUGCCAAAUAUUAAAAGGAGAAAAAAAAAUAAUAAUAAUAGAAGGCGGCACAUUCUAUGUCUGUAGCUGUAGUAUCGACGCACUAACGUGUAUUUCUAUUUUGAUUAGUUGAGGGAUAAAAGAAAAGUGUCCAUCGUUUACUGUGUUUCUUCUCUGUUUACCGAUUUGACUAUUUCGACUGUAAAUUAUAUAUAUUCUUUUUUUUUUUGUUUAUUUGAUGCAAGCCCUAUGCUCUUCGAGAUCAUAGCUCAAUUAACUCAUGUAAAAGAAUGAAGAAAUCGAAGCGAAAGUGACAAUUUACGUGUUCGAUAAAACUCUCUAUUUCUUCAUUGUAAUUUUUCACGAAAAAAAUUGACGUAUUUGCGUUUCUUGUACUUUUUUAGAAUGUAACCCCUGAAUGUAUCAUUACUAAUGUAAGGAACACAGCGUAGCUUCUGCUUCCAAGUAGCGAUGGAAGUGUUCUAUAUAUGGUAUAAAAUGAAAAAGUAUCAUGUGUCGCAUUGCAAGAUCGAGCUCGCUCCCGAGUUUGAUUAAGUUUUCCGUACUCCGAUUCGGAGCGCCUGGUAACGCAAAAGUAAAACAAACAUAUGAAAAAAAAAGUCAAGCGGAUCUUGCACUGAGAUACGUAAUAUCCUUUCUUUGUUACACUGAGAAAUCAUUUUGUAGCUCUUGAAGUUUCAAAGGGAUUUUCACGUGAACAAUAUGAAAGCCUUUACAAAUUAGGUAAUUUCUAUUAGACUUUAGUGAUAAAAAUACGUAGUUCGUUAAGUUGAGGAAAAAGAAACAAAUCUGAUUAAGUAAUUUUAGUCCGGUGUUUGGACGAAACCACGCAGCUUGUAAUUCCAGUUUCUAGAUUGCGAAAAAUCUGGCUCCCUCGGAUUCUCCGUCGAGAGCCCCUUUGAAAGAAACAAAAAGAAAAUAAAAAAUCCUGUGAGCGAUUUAUACGGGAGGUCUCAAAAUCGUCAAAUAUAUAUUAUAUAAACGUCUCCCUCUAGCAUAUCGUCUUGUAUUUAUUUGUAUAUUGAUAAUACAUUAUCUCAAUCCAGAAAAUCGUGUGGUCUAAAUCGAAUUGUCAAUUCAAGCAUUGCGAGCAAUCAGCGACUGGCGAAUGAUGAAUCUAUAUUAGGUCUAUCGUAAAGAAUAAAAAAAACCAACAAGCUGUAAAAGAAGUAUAAGCAUCGGGUAUUGAGACCUUCCGCUAUAAAAAGUGUAUUGUUGUAUGUAGCAUAAAAUAUGACUAUAUAAAUUAAUAUUAAAAAACGAA